Messenger RNA from Cercospora beticola, 2985 nucleotides. RefSeq lists its product as uncharacterized. Lineage: Eukaryota; Fungi; Ascomycota; Dothideomycetes; Mycosphaerellales; Mycosphaerellaceae. The record is from RefSeq and is a predicted model, not a curated record. Gene Ontology annotation, molecular function: calcium ion binding; zinc ion binding.
GUCAAACAUUCAUUUCUUUCUUGCAUGUGAUUAGUAGAAACUGAUUGGUACUGUGCCGCACCGCGAUGUUGCGAGACUGGCAUGCAGGACAAGCGCGACUGUACCAUCCGUUACCGCCUUCCUCCCCGAGGCUCCAAGAACAGCAAGACCACGACCAGUGCAGAUCUGCAGCAACACAUCAAGCGCAAUUGACUUCACUUUUGGACUUCGGACCCGUGAUCUGAGGAGCUUUGCAUGCCACAUGACUACAGCAACAUGUCAAACCAGUCAUCCGACCUUGCGUCACGAUAUCAUCCGGCAAUAUGGAUGGUCGCCGGACUGACCUUAGCCUACACUUCGUACAGGCUCCUCGAGUCUUACACCAGCCUACAAUCAACCGACUUACGAAGAAGCAACGCAGUACACCGACCACGAAGGAACCGCCAAGAGGGCCACGUAGACUGGGAAUCGCCUUCGCCAGGCGCGCCUCUGGGGACCAUAUUGAUCCGCAAGGACGACGAGACUCUGGCAAUCAACUUGGCAAACACGCGACUUCCAUCCGCCGACAUGCUUCGACGCAUGUAUGGAUCUGGCAGUGAGUCGAUCCGCCGAGAAAUGCAAAGUCUGGCUUUGGAUAUGAUCCUUUCAAAUUGCUUUGCCUCCAUAGACGAUGCGGAAAGCAGAGCAAGGUUGAGCAAUUUUGGCCUGGACGAGGUACUGGCCGCGCUGAGAAGUAGAGAUGGGGAAGCGAUCUUGCAAUCCAGCUACAGCAUUCCGCAAAUCAUGCAUCUCGACACUGUUACCAGGGCACAAGUAGAACGCGCCAUACACACGCUUUUGACCUCGGACCCUUGGUUUACUGCCAACGCUUCUGGAUCCGACGAUGAGGUAGUAGAUCCAGCGGAAACAGAAGAUUGGGAGGUGGAUAAGAACGAGCCAAGUCAAGGAUUGCGAGGUCUGCUGUACUAUAUCGCGGAAAACGAAGCGAAGCGGAAAGCCUACGAGCACCGGGGCAUUGGAUGUGAAGAAUGCGGUGAACUCCCUAUACGCGGUGUGCGAUGGCAUUGCCUCAAUUGUCCGGACUUCGAUCUGUGCUCGUCCUGCGAAACCCACUCGCGACAUCCAAAGACUCAUGUGUUCGCCAAGAUCAAGAUUCCAGUCCCAGUUCUGUCACAGCCGACACAAGAGAUCAAGCUGUGGUAUCCCGGUGAUCCAAGAAAGAUCCAUGCUUCUCUUGAUGCGAAUCUGAGGAAGAAAUUAUGCCAAGAGUAUGACUACGAGGAGCCACAGCUUGACGCACUCUACGACCAAUUUACCUGCUUAGCGAAUGUUCCUUGGGAAAGAGAUCCCACCAGAGUCAAAGCUGGGAUGGACAGACGAGCCUUCAACAGGGCCAUGACUUCCGAGCGCUGGCCCGCUGGACUGGCCACAAAUGCGAUGUUCGAUCGCAUGUUCGCCUUCUACGACACAGACAACAAUGGUAUCAUUGGUCUCGAAGAGUUUGUAGAUGGCAUGGCGUAUCUGAGAGGACCUAAGCGUUUCGCCUCCUUGCGGAGAACAAUACAGGGCUACGAUCUUGAUGGUGAUGGUUACGUGGAUCGGAAAGACUUUCUGAGGAUUCUUCGUGCAAAGCACAUCAUACAGAAACAGCUUAUCAGCGACCAGGUUGACUUUCUGGAAUCGGAGCGAAUAUUGAUGAGUCAGGAUGUUCUGCGCUCGAAUCAGCCUAUUAGCUCUCUUUUCGCAGAUGAGCAGAUCCCGCCUGGAGAGACAAGGCCACCGGGUGGCAAACGACCAGAUGCGUUUGGCGACAUGCAGCCAUUGCCAGGCACUAAAACAAUUCUGGACGAGCAUGACCCUUUUGUGCGGAAGCGACCACCUCGCGAGCGGCUACGAGCAACAUUGUCUAGAUUCGAAGAGUUAUUGAACGAGAAUGACAUGUCCCAGCAGGACAAUGAUGGGUCUGAAGAAGAUACUGGCGUGCGCGAAAUCCUCCCUGAUGCCGAAGAUGAUAUAGAAGAUCCCUACUUACAGGACAUCCUCUGGCAGAUCACAGAGAAUGGUUUCAAUGAACUACUCGAUCCCCUGUUCCGGACUCGGGAGCUAAAUGACCAAGAAAUUGCCGACACUCGUGCUGAGAGGAAGCAGUGGGCGUCAGAGAUUGAAGAUGCCAUCGCAGUCGAGGCGCGCUCGCGCCAGAAGGAAAUGGAAGAGCUUGAGGCCAGUAAACCAUCACAAGGAAGCACGAAUGAGACAUCAUCAGGACGGAAAGCACCAGACUUGCCCGAACGUGCUCAGCCAGAAACUUUCAGCGACGGUAUUGUGCCCACAGACUGGGUCAGCCUGUCGAGACGCGAAGCUGAGAUCGCGGACGCACCGCUAGACGAACUGCUGAACAAUCUCGGCUAUGGCUUACGUGACGACGAUGCUACUAUAACUGGGAGUGAUGUGGCAGAUUCAGAUCCUCGUAUUGCAGAUUCUGGUAGCUCGACAAUCUGGAAUGGCAGACCUGCCAGUCGAGCCACUUCUCCGCUCAAGACAGCGAUUGCCGCCAACGACGAACCAACCUCCACUGACCCAACUCUUCCUCAGAAUCGUCCGACUGCCGAUUCUGCAGAAGGCAGUAGCAAGAGCCCUGCUCCAGCGAAAGCACCUUCAAAGUCUCGACUGAACAAGCUCGCUCAAUUGAAUGACUUGGAACGAGAAAUGGAAGAGCGUGGAGGUCCUGGCAGACUGGCGUAUGAUGAGGUCGAACAUAUUGUCGUCGCGGACGAAAAGCAUGAGCUGAGAGGUUUGGUGAAGAGCUGGUUGGAAUGGGCCAGCUUUUGAUCCCCCGAGACCUGCAAUACUUUGACAAGAAAUGGUCAGCCUUCCCUACCACGACGCGCCGGGGCUGAUUGUCCCUGGAGUGUGCUGAACAGAAGCGAGAUGUCAUGACUUCAGUAGACAGUGUUCUGCAUAGUGUAUGAAUGAGGAAAGAUGUUUGGAUAUGUCUUCUUGGCAAAC